UUCGUGCGGCCAGUGUUUGAGUUUGAGUGCUGGCUCCAAUCCGGCUUCAGUAUUAAAGGCUGCAAGUCUGUGAUCAGCUCCGCUGUCCCGUAUGCGCACCGGUCCAAUGUGCGUUACUGUUAUUAUUCAUCUCUGGUGAAUCAAAGAGCACGAGACCAAACAAUAAGCCAUCACACACGCUGGAAACUCAACAGGUUAAACAUGAGCUGAGUUACACAAACUUAUUCAACAACUUUUUCAUAUUUUGGAGAUGAGUGCAUGGAGGUUUUUUUUCUCCCCCUGCCUUUUUCAUUGCAUUGCUGAUGAAGUGAGUUCAUGAAGAGAGCUUUUUUGUGCUGUACAAGGACACAACUACAUUUGUUGGCAUGAGAGGUAGAGAAUGGCUUGAAGCGAAACGAGAGAUUUGCUGAAGAAUGCACUGAAGUGGAAUCAAAUGAAGAUUUCUACUGUCUGCAUGUGUUCUACAAUAAAAGAUGAAGACGGCAAACAAAUGGAUCGUUUGGGACAAGCUCCUAAUAUAGAUCUGCUGUUUUGGAAUAACAUGAAGAGAAUUCGUAUGGAUUCUUGCCCUGCUCAUGGCUGACAAAGGUGCAGGAUCCGGUCACCUUUAGGAAGACUUUUAAACCUUGGAUUAAGUGUGGACUGAGAUUCAAAUGUGUCGAGGAUGCUUGUCACGGAUAUGUUAUGGUGCGAAGCUGGAUUGAUCGUAUCGCUUUAAUCCACUUGUAGCCUCCCCCAACCCCCCUACCCCCACCCCAUGUCAGAUCUUCCCUAAAUUAUGGAAAUUUUUUGGAAGACGCUGACUUGGAUAUUUAGCCUGGUCUUGGCCGCUGCUGAAGCUCAGAUCCUUUCAUAUAACUCUCAAGCGGAAUUCCUGUCCACGCUGGAGCACUAUCAACUAACAGUACCGGUGCGGGUGAAUGAGAGGGGCCAGUUCAUGAGUUACACUGUGAAGCAUUACAGGCCCGGUCGGCGGCGACGUGGGCUGGACCAGGCUGAGCUGGACCACACUGAGACCAGGCUUUUUUACAAACUCUCAGCCUACGGCAAGCACUUUCACCUGAACCUGACACUCAACCCCAACCUGGUUUCUAAACAUUUCACAGUAGAGUACUGGGGUAAAGACGGACUAGACUGGCAGCAUUCGGCGGUCGAUAACUGCCACUAUGUUGGAUACCUACUGGAUCAAUAUAGCACUACAAAAGUGGCAUUGAGCAACUGCAAAGGCUUGCAUGGUGUCAUAACCACAGAGGACGAGCAAUAUUUAAUAGAGCCAUUAAAAAACAUAUCCAGAAAUUUCAGUGAUGUCAACCACGAAGGACAACCACAUGUUAUUUAUAAAAAGACUUCCAUUCCUUCUCUGCAAAAGCCAAGCGAGGAGUUCAGCUGUGGUGUUUCAGACCUCACAAUAAACAGGACACCCAGCUACGACACGAAUCCUGGAACAAACUCACCUUACCCGGUCCUGGACAGCGACAGCUCGACGAGUGGCCACCGCCAGCGGCGUUCUGUCAGUUCUGAACGCUUUGUGGAGACCCUCGUUGUGGCGGACAAAAUGAUGGUCGGCUACCACGGUCGCAAAGACAUCGAGCACUACAUCUUGUCCGUGAUGAAUAUUGUUGCCAAACUUUACCGGGAUGCCAGUCUUGGAAACGUUGUGAACAUUAUUGUAACCCGACUAAUUGUUCUGACAGAAGAUCAGCCCAACUUGGAGAUAAACCACCAUGCAGACAAAUCUCUAGACAGCUUCUGUAAAUGGCAGAAAUCCAUUCUUUCUCAUCAGGGAGAUGGAAACAGUAUCCCAGAGAAUGGGAUCGCCCAUCACGACAAUGCUGUUCUCAUUACAAGGUAUGACAUCUGUACCUAUAAGAACAAACCCUGCGGUACUCUUGGUUUGGCGUCCGUAGCUGGAAUGUGUGAGCCAGAGAGGAGCUGUAGUAUUAAUGAAGAUAUAGGCCUUGGUUCAGCCUUCACUAUUGCACAUGAGAUCGGACACAAUUUCGGCAUGAACCACGAUGGGAUCGGGAACUCCUGCGGGACCAAAGGUCACGAGACAGCCAAGCUGAUGGCCGCCCAUAUCACAGCCAACACCAACCCCUUCUCCUGGUCGGCCUGCAGCAAGGACUAUAUCACCAGCUUUUUGGACUCAGGUCGGGGAACGUGUCUGGACAAUGAGCCUCAGAAACGAGACUUCCUGUACCCCACUGUGGCUCCAGGGCAGGUGUACGAUGCAGAUGAGCAGUGUCGUUUCCAGUACGGUGCCUCCUCCCGUCAGUGCAAAUAUGGGGAAGUGUGUAGAGAGCUCUGGUGCCUUAGCAAAAGUAACCGCUGUGUCACCAACAGUAUCCCCGCCGCAGAAGGAACCCUGUGCCAGACCAACACCAUUGAAAAGGGGUGGUGCUAUCAGGGUGAAUGUGUGGCAUUUGGGACAUGGCCGCAAAGUGUGGACGGAAGCUGGGGACCCUGGACCACCUGGGGCGAGUGCAGUCGUACCUGCGGUGGCGGCGUCUCCUCAUCCAUGCGACACUGUGACAGCCCAGCGCCGACAGGUGGAGGGAAGUACUGUCUCGGAGAGAGGAAGCGCUACAGAUCGUGUAACACUGACGCUUGUCCAGCAGGAUCAUGUGACUUUAGGGAGAAGCAGUGUGCCGAUUUCGACAGCAUGCCUUUCCGUGGGAAGUACUACAACUGGAAGCCGUACACUGGAGGUGGAGUGAAACCGUGUGCGUUGAACUGUCUGGCUGAGGGUUACAACUUCUACACCGAGCGUUCGCCCGCUGUCAUCGACGGCACGCGCUGCCAGGCCGACUCGCUGGACAUAUGCAUCAACGGAGAGUGCAAGCAUGUUGGCUGUGAUAACAUCCUGGGCUCGGAUGCCAAAGAGGACAGAUGCCGUGUGUGUGGUGGGGACGGCAGUACGUGUGAGGUCACUGAAGGACUGUUCAACGAUUCGCUGCCCAGAGGAGGUUACAUGGAGGUCGUCCAGAUACCAAAAGGAUCGGUUCAUAUUGAAAUCAGGGAAGUGGCCGUGUCAAAGAACUACAUCGCUUUGAAAUCGGAGGGGGAUGACUAUUACAUCAACGGAGCCUGGACCAUCGACUGGCCCCGCAAAUUUGACAUUGCAGGAACAGCCUUCCACUACAAGAGGCCGACUGAUGAACCCGAGUCGCUAGAAGCUCUAGGGGCCACCACUGAAAAUUUAGUGGUUAUGGUGCUAUUACAGGAACAGAACCUGGGCAUCAACUACAAGUUCAAUGUUCCAAUCCAGCGUACAGGAAGUGGAGACAAUGAAGUGGGCUUCUCUUGGCACCAUCUGCCCUGGUCUGAGUGCUCUGCAACUUGCGCAGGAGGCUCGCAGAAGCAGGAGGUGGUGUGUAAAAGACUGGAUGACGGUUCGGUGGUUCAAAACAGCUACUGUGACCCGGAUGGCAAACCGCCAGGAAACCAGCGACCUUGCAACACCGAGCCUUGCCCUCCAGAGUGGUUUAUUGGUGACUGGUCAGAAUGUGGAAAAACCUGUGACGGAGGCAUCCGAACACGUACUGUUUUGUGUAUCCGUAAAAUCGGACCCGCUGAAGAGGAGACCCUGGAGGACAGCCACUGCCUGACCCAUCGGCCAAUAGAACAAGAGUCCUGUAACAAUCAGUCCUGUCCACCACAGUGGGUGACGCUGGACUGGUCUGAGUGUACCCCAAAGUGUGGCCCUGGCUUCAAGCACCGCAUUGUUCUAUGUAAAAGUAGCGACCUGACCAAAACCUUCCCGCCAGCCCUCUGUUCCGACCACAACAAACCUCCAGUCCGUAUUCGCUGCAGCCUUGGUCGCUGUCCGCCGCCACGCUGGAUCCCUGGAGAAUGGGGACAGUGCUCUGCUCAGUGUGGACUAGGGCAGCAGAUGCGGAUGGUUCAGUGUCUGUCGUAUACGGGACAGCCCUCCACCGAAUGUCCAGAGUCACUACGGCCCAACACCAUGCAGCAGUGUGAAAGCAAGUGUGACGCUACACCCAUCUCCGGUGGCGACGAGUGCAAAGACGUAAAUAAGGUGGCAUAUUGCCCAUUGGUGCUGAAGUUCAAGUUCUGCAGCCGUGCGUACUUCAGGCAGAUGUGCUGCAAGACGUGCCAAGGACACUGACCCCGUGGAGAGAAGCAGAGACAGAUGCUGCAAACAAGGAAAGAGAGAGAAAACUGGCAGAGAGAAAAGUCAAUGCUGGGCACAGAGAAGGAAACCUCUCUCUCGCAAAUCAACACACACACACACACACACAACUGCUUUUAGCCCUGUGGAACCCAAACCACUGCUCAGCACUGUGCUGACACCCGUUUUAUUUUCACUUCUGUGAAGUGGGAAUGUAUAAAAUGAUCAUUAUUGUUGUUAUUUUUAUAAUAAUAAUAAUAAUUGCUAUUGGUUAUUAUUAUUAUCAAUGUCUUUCUGUUGUUAUAAUCCAAAGUGCUGGCCACAACACUCACAGAAGUAGCAUGACAGAGGUUUACUUCAAGGCGCCCACUUCGGUAUAUCUAUACAUUGGUAUAUCCCUGGGGCUUGCAUACACACUUCUAACAUGUUUUUUAUCUUGGCAACGCUGCAUUCAGGGGCAUUCAAACGGACAAUGAUUGCUCACACUGGCAGCAUCGGAUCAAUUGGAAGUCAAUUGGAAGUCAUGGCGAUUUGAGGCAACGUAAGUGUCAGAGACUGUUGAUGGUGCAACAAAGUACCGUAACCAACAACCGGAGUGCAGACACCGUCAUUCACAUGAUCUGGCAUCUGAUACAGCAAUCAGAUAGGAAUGUUUCCAAGCAUGGAUAAACAUGGACAAUGUGAAUGCCCUUUUAAGCAAAAAAAAACAUCAUAAUUCAAAUUCUGGUAUUUUAACUAAACUCUAUAGGACAGUAUCCUCCAUGACCAGGGUUGGUGUAGGUGCAAAUUGACUUGACCAGGAGUGUCCAAUCCUACUUCUGUAAGGGUCAAUAUCCUAUAGAGCUGGGGUGUCCAAACUCGGUCCUGAAGGUCCGGUGUCCUGCAGUUUAGAUCCAACCCUAAUUAAACGGGAAACGGGAAGGACGGGAAGGACGGAAAGGACGUGGUUUGUGGCCAAGUAUGGUGACCCGAACUUGGAAUUUGUGCUCUGCAUUUCACCUAUCCAAGUGCACAAGAGUGAACAAACACAUGCACACUGUGAACACACCCGGAGCAGUGGGGGUUCAGUGCCAUGCUCAAGGGUCUCACCUCAGUCGUGGUAUUGAGGAUGGAGAGAGCGCUGGACAUUCCCCACCUACAAUCCCUGCCGGAUCUGGCACUCGAACAUGUGACCUUUGGGUUACAAGUCUGACUCUAGCCAUUUGGCCACGACUUCCCCGUAAAACACACCUGAACCAGCUAAACAAGGUCUUAUUAGGCACGCUAGAAACUUCCAGGCAGGUGUGUUGAGGCAAGUUUGAGGUAAAUUUUGCAGGACACCAGCCCUCCAGGACUGUGCUUGGAGACCCAUGCUAUAGAGUUUAAUGGCAACCUGCCCCAACACACGUCUGGAAGUUUCUAGUCAUCCUGAAGAUCCUGAUUAGCUGGUUCUGAACUCUGGCUGUGCUCCACUUUCACUCACAAACCUCCCUAAGCACUUCCACUCGGGGGAAUCACAACUGCCGUUUUGAAGUGCGCUUAAAGUCGACGAAGGGAGUUUAUAUAGACCGGAGUAGGCAAGUUCGGUCCUGCACAGUUCAGCUCCAACCCUGGAAACUAAGUCUAGGCCCUGCCCCAAAUGGAACAUGUGCACUUGCGGUCUUACGGACUUACAACGGCCGCCGCGUGGGCAUGUCCGUUAAGUCCACAAGACCGUAGGGUGUCCCAUUCGCCAUUCCAGCGUUCAGAAGAGUACUCGUGAGCACCCCCUUUGCAGCCGUUAUGCGCCCUUGAUAUGAACAUCUGCCGAGCCUGCACUGAUGCAAGCUCCGCAGCAGACUUUUACCCGACAGUCAAAUCGGCAUUACUCACGAAAGUGCAGACUCAGAGGAAGACCACAAGUGUUUAGCGUGCCAUUUGGGACAGGGCCUUAGUAAUCCUAAAGACACUGAUUACCACAGUGCAACACAAUACUGAUGUCACAGCAGAUCAAAACAACUCCAUAGUGGAUUCCAGGUGAUCUAGGGUUUAGGACGUUCCAAUUCACCCCAUUGCAAGUGUUCCACUAGUAGUGGGCUGUGCACUCGUGCAAAAUAGUCUCAGCCUCAGAUGUCACGCCCACGGACCACUGGCUGAAUGUCUGAUGCAUACAGCACACUUAGCUGGAAACACUUUAGGAAUUUCAAAGUCGUAAUCGGAUUGGUUGAAUUAUACAGGAUUUCCGAGAGACGUGUGUGUCGUGUUCUUUAACGUUCUGCCUGGAAACAAAAAAUGCUGUGGUGCCAAACCUCUUCACGAAAGAAGAAAGCCGUCAUGUUACAACUAUAAUGACAAGAGGGAGCAGGAUUGGACACCCCUAGAUGGCUGUUCAGCUUGAACUGUUUUUGCGGUUAGUGGAAGAUCAUACAUGUACAUUUAUUCACUUGACCUUGGUGUGGCUACAGCCAGGCUCUACCAGUUAAAGAACUGCUAGACGUGACAGCCCUAGUUGUUUUGACAAUAACUAAAGAUAGCAACCCAAGGGCCAGAGACAAACAGGGUAGUGCGACUGGGUGCUUUGGUGCUGAAUUUGUGCAGAAGAAAUCUCAAUUAGAGCUUCACAGUCCAGAUGUUCAGUUGAGUUAGCCACCUGUUUUACUAAGCUGAAUCACAUGACCACAGGCCAAAGAAUUCCACCAUUGUCUGACACUCGAACAAGGCCUGAAAAUCAGAUCAGUUCCAAAGGGACGUUUCUACUAUUGUGUCUCUAGAAUUAUUGUGGACACCAGAGAGACAUUAAUAGCGAUUCUGACGUGAUUCUGCUUUAUGGAUCCGUAUUCUGCUUUAAAUUCUGGGGUUCUGACAUCUAUGCGUCUGUUUCGGGGACCGGCGUGUUCCAGACGCAAUAAUUUUCGCAUAAAAUGCGUGCUGCAGCCACACUCCGCCACAUUAUCAGCAGAAUACACAGACAAUUCAUCAGUACAGGGAUGACUUGCUUGGAGAUCUCCAGGUCUGUGAUGCUGAUGCAUUAGUAAAGUUAAGUGAAGGGCCAGUGCCUCGGUAACCUGCCAGACCCCGCAGAUCCGGUCUGCCAUCGACUACCUCCAAAACACCCCCUCUUCCUUCUUCCCUGAGAACACAGUGCUUCCAGCCCACACUCUUAAACCCUCCACACUCAAUGGUGCUUUUCUUCCCUCAGUGGAGGACUGUUUGUUCCACUGCCCUUCUUCCGUUCAUCUUUUGAGUGGGUGGCUCUUCUGGCCCCAUGGUGCUAUAAGACCUUGAUGCAUUCUGGGUAUGCGGUCUGACAGAAAACCAAGAAUACGUCAACUCUGUUCCAAAUCCUAGUGAGCUCCCUACCUAGACCUGCUUUUUAAGGCAUCAUAUGUGCAUUUCUGGUGCGAAGGUUGUUCCAAAAAGUAGGCUGUUUCUUUUUUUAACAAAUUCAAGGCGGAAUCACAUAUGGUGGACAAAAAUGUGCAUUAGCUUAGCCACAUGCUACUGGAAUCAAUUGUGAGUCAUGUUUACUGUGCACUUUACGAAUGCUAUUUGUGUGGCAUGUGGGGUUGUUGCCUACAUAGUGUUUCAGUCAAUAGGUCCUAUUCCCGUUACGAUGCUGCUUGAGGCCUGAAAUAUACCACACAAAUGCAAACUUCUAGCUAAGCUCGAUUUUACAUGUCGCGUUACGAAACGUGUUGGAACACGCUACAUUAUUGGCAUUGCCGCAAGUGGUGCUAUAUUGCACAUUAAUGUAAAAUAUUGUCUUUUAGAGUCAGUCUCUUCAGGUCAACCUUGCUUAAAGUCGAAAAAUACAUAAUUGAGGUUUGCUACUCCUAGAACAACUCAAGACCACAUGCUAAGCAUGCUCAACAGAGCCGCAUGUUAGCAUACUUGCUUAAACCAUGUUUCUUGACAUGGAAAGCAGCCGACUAAGCCACACAAAGGAAAGCUUACUAGGUUUUGGAACAGAGCUUUUUGUCUUUCUGUCCUUUUACUUCACAUUGGUUUAAGUUUGUAAACAUUCCAUGAACUACAUGUUGCAUUUUGUCAUCAUCCAUGACUGAGUGACUUUAACCUGCUCUCUCUUAGCCAAGGGAACAUCAAAUACUAAAGCGUCAAUUUCAUCUUGUUACGGGACACAAAACAUUAAUGCAAUUGAGGAUUUAUGGGACAUUUUUAUGUUUUUAACCAUACAACCAUUCUACUUUUGCUGCUGCUACUCUUUUGUAGCCACAAACACAAUAUUAAUCGAUUAUGUAUUAUGAAAUGUUUAUACUGGGAUUAUUCAACAGUGAACAUUGAACAGCGGAACUGUAGGCCCAACAUGCUGAGCAUCCUGAUAAUUGUGCUUUGUAAAAUCCUAAGGCUUGAAGUACAAGUUUACUGGCUUUGGGACACGGACUCUCAAUAAGACACUCAAUGAAACUGGUACUGAUCGCUGUGAACUUGUGUCUUUGAAUGUCACAUUGUUUAACCUGUACCUAUAGAAGAGAGUUUUUCUUUUUUUUUUUGUGAAUAGUUGCUUACAUUUUAUAUUCAGUAUUAUUAAUGUUGGUACACUGUUACUAAUUUUUUUUUUUUUUUUCAUUUGUAAAUUAUAUGCUAAUUUAUUGCCAUGUGUCACCUGUCUUAUGUAUGUUUCACUGCAUGCAAACUGAAAUCUAGUCUAGUGAAAUCGAUGCAGUGGAAUAACACCCUUCACGAUCUUGUUUUAGUCUUGGUAAAAUGUGAGUUUGAAUGUGUCUUAUUUGCUACUAGAGCUCUCUUAAAACUACGUCAGAAUGCAUUUGUGUGAGUCGGUGCGUUUGAGUGUGCGUAUGUUGGUAUGGUAUUACUGCACUGUUUCUCGAGGGCCAGUGCUCACAAAAAUAAUAAUAAUAAAUAAUGGUAAAUGGUGUCAAAGGGUAAGGAAAAAAAUAUUCCCAUAGUAACUUUAACAUUCUCAGUCCUUUGGCUUGUACCCUUGGUGAA
Molecule: messenger RNA, 9061 nt
Organism: Labeo rohita (rohu)
Lineage: Eukaryota; Metazoa; Chordata; Actinopteri; Cypriniformes; Cyprinidae
Gene: adamts6
Product: ADAM metallopeptidase with thrombospondin type 1 motif, 6
Exons: 25
Coding region: 779-4129 (1116 amino acids)
Biological process (GO): extracellular matrix organization; proteolysis
Cellular component (GO): extracellular matrix
Molecular function (GO): metalloendopeptidase activity
Source: RefSeq, a predicted model, not a curated record